CUUGCCGUAAAAGAAUUGUCUUCAUCGAUUGGGAAAGUAUCAUCUCUGAUAAGAUUAAGUCUUAGAAAUUGUUCAAGGCUUGAAUGUCUUCCAAGUAGCCUUUGUAAUUUGACAUCUCUUCGAAGGCUUGAUCUCUCUGGUUUGUCAAAUAUAAAGAUGGUUCCAGAGUUCCCACCUGAGAUCCUAGAGUUGUAUUUUGAUGGACUUGCAGUAAAAGAAUUGUUUUCAUCGAUUGAGAAAGUAUCAUCUCUGAUAAAAUUAAGUCUUAGAAAUUGUUCAUGCCUUGAAAGUCUUCCAAACACCAUUGAUAAGUUGAAAUCUCUGAAAUAUCUUUGUAUGUCGGGUUGUUCAAAGCUUGAAAGACUGCCUGAUGUCUUGGGAAAGUUAGAGAGCUUGGAAGCAAUUGAAGCUAGUGGAAUUACUGUUAAAGAGCUGCCUUUAGUUAUGGUUGUUCUAUCAGCUUUGCAAUUUUUAAAGAGAUUAGAGUUGAAUUACUGCAGUAUUACAGAGUUACCCAAUAAUAUUGACAAUCUGCCCUUACUCGUAGAUCUAGAAUUGGAAGGAAACAAUUUUGAGAGCAUCCCAACAAACAUCAUGAACCUUUCCAAGUUACAAAGCCUUAACAUAAGGUUUUGUGAUAGGCUUCAAUCCUUACCAAAGCUUCCACGCAAUAUAAAAGAACUUCUAGCAGAUGGUUGCAAAUUGCUGAAAGAAUUAUCAGGUUUUACAAAUCUAAUAACUCCAGGACCUGAUAGAAGGUCACUGAGCUUGUUCAAUUGUGUCAGUCUGGAUUGGGACGCAAUCAGAAACAUUUUGAGUGAUUCUAUAUUGGAUGCGUACUCAAGUAAAAUUAACCAUUUCGCAUAUAAGGUAACUCCCCAGCGAGAAGUUGAAAUUUGUUACCCUGGAAGUGACAUUCCGGAAUGGUUUAACAUUCAAAGUAGUGGAUCAGUUAUUAAGUUACCACAAGGUUCAUUCAAUGAGAAGGUUCUGGGUCUUGCCUUUUGUUUCAUUGUUGAAGUUGAAGAUAAUUGUGAUGAGUGUAAUUUCUUUGGUGUUGGUUCUACGUUGUGACUGAGUCGCCCUGAUGUGGACAGAAUGUAUAGUGAACAGACGUAUCUUUUGACCAAGUGUAUUAAGUCAGAUCAUGUAUUAGUGAUAUAUGACCACAUUAUAUGGGAGAUAUUUGGGACAGAAGAUUUUAAAUUCGCUUGUUAUAUGGAAGCCGUUAUCUCUUUCCGUCCCUUAGAUAGUUUAGAAUUUACAGAGACAAAUUGGAUAAAAAAUAUAAAGAAGUGUGGGGUUCGUUUAUUGUUCACUGAAGAGUUGGAGGAAACUAUGAAAAGAUCAGGAUGUUCCAUCCAUGGUGAAGAAGAUGGAUUUAAAUCUUCAAAUUUCUAUAAAGGCGAAUCCAGCUCAAGGUAUGUAAUUACAUAACUUAUAUAUAUACGCCUUCUUAACUGUAUAUAAUUAUGUAAUGCUUUCUCUAUGUCUAUACUAUUUUCAUGCUUAUGACUGAUUUCUGAAUGGUUUUCUUCUGGUCUGUGUUAUCAUUUCUAUAUAUGUUCAUAUAAUUUGGAAUUCUCAGAAUUCAAAUUUGUAAUUCUCAGAAUUCAAAUUUGUAAUUUAUGAUUAGUGUUAUUAUUAGUAGAAUCAUGAACUCAAUCUUUAAAGAAUAUAUUUUUUUGGUCUCUUUCACCAACCAUAUUGUCGCAACUCAAAAGACAAUUGGGGCCUUCCAUAGUCAGCCAACCUCUACCGGACUGCAUGACUGAAAAAGGGGAAUUGGAGCUUCUGCCGAGGGAAGUUCUCAAGCACAGGUAUACCGACAAUGGUGAGCUGGAGGUUUUUGUUGCCUGGAAAAA
Mangifera indica (mango) is the source of this 1865-nucleotide messenger RNA. RefSeq names its product disease resistance protein RPP2B-like. The coding region runs from base 157 to 1074 and encodes 305 amino acids. Lineage: Eukaryota; Viridiplantae; Streptophyta; Magnoliopsida; Sapindales; Anacardiaceae. The record is from RefSeq and is a predicted model, not a curated record. The transcript has 2 exons.